Talaromyces stipitatus ATCC 10500 is the source of this 849-nucleotide messenger RNA. Its product is annotated as cytidylyltransferase family protein. The record is from RefSeq and is a predicted model, not a curated record. Gene Ontology annotation, cellular component: cytoplasm; nucleus. Lineage: Eukaryota; Fungi; Ascomycota; Eurotiomycetes; Eurotiales; Trichocomaceae. Gene Ontology annotation, molecular function: ATP hydrolysis activity; nicotinamide-nucleotide adenylyltransferase activity. The transcript is spliced from 2 exons. Bases 10 to 849 code for a protein of 279 amino acids.
GGCACCAACAUGGCAAACAAUUCACUGAACCUUCUUCGCUCGCGAUACGCAUCCUCACUAAAAGAAUUCAUAUCCUCACCACGAACAUUCGAAGUCCUAGACCGCGUCCCCACCGAAUCCCACGAACGACGACCAGCCCAAAACGCGCAUUCCUUAUUCAUCCUAGACUCCUCCUUCAACCCUCCCACGGCAGCACAUUUGGAAAUCGCAUCGACCGCACUGGAAGGAUCCCCUCAAUCAUCAAGAUUGUUAUUACUGCUUGCGACACAAAAUGCCGAUAAACCAUCCAAACCGGCUUCAUUCGAGGAUCGGCUGGUCAUGAUGAACCUCUUCGCACAGGAACUCCGAACUCAUCUCCAAUCAUCCUUGCCAUCCAUCCCCGCCGCGGAUUUACCGGAGGUCGAUAUCGGGGUGACUAAAAAGCCGUAUUUUGUAGACAAGGCAGCUGCGAUAGAACAAUCUGGGGAGUACCCUGAGAAUCUGGAACAGGUCCAUUUGACGGGAUACGAUACUUUGAUCCGUAUCUUGAAUCCCAAAUACUAUCCACCUACACAUACUUUACAACCACUAGAGCCGUUUUUGUCGCGGCAUAGGUUGAGGGUUACGACGCGGCCGGAUGAUGAAUGGGGGGAUCGUAAGGAGCAGGAAGAGUAUUUGCGGCAUCUUGCUCAAGGCGGGCGAGAGCGAGAAGGCGGGAAAAGGGAAUGGGCGGAACGGAUUCAGUUGGUCCCUGGUCGAAAGAUCGGCGAGGUUCCCGUCAGCUCUACGAAAGCUCGGAAUGCUGCUCAGAAUAAAGAUGCGCUGCUUCAUUCUUUGGUGCCAGCCGCUGAUUUAUAUCAGGCCGAAUGA